Nestor notabilis (Kea) is the source of this 467-nucleotide messenger RNA. RefSeq names its product NOP2/Sun domain family, member 5 (gene NSUN5). Lineage: Eukaryota; Metazoa; Chordata; Aves; Psittaciformes; Psittacidae. Gene Ontology annotation, molecular function: methyltransferase activity. Gene Ontology annotation, cellular component: nucleolus. The record is from RefSeq and is a predicted model, not a curated record. The annotation marks the transcript as partial. The transcript is spliced from 3 exons. Gene Ontology annotation, biological process: rRNA base methylation.
UGUGGAAGACCUCAGGGCCCUCUCUGGGAAGAAAUUCUUGUUGGAUCUUCAUCUCCCGGAGCUGCUGGUUUUCCCUCCGCACACAGACUUCCAUGACAAUCUGCUGUAUACUUCAGGACACAUCAUUCUGCAGGACAAGGCCAGCUGCCUCCCAGCCUUCCUCCUCAGCCCUGCUGCUGGCUCCCAUGUCAUUGAUGCCUGCGCUGCGCCUGGGAACAAGACCAGCCACCUGGCAGCCAUCCUGAAGAACAAGGGCCAGAUCUUUGCCUUUGACGUGGACCCCAAGCGCCUGGCCACCAUGAACACCAUGCUGAUGCGCGCUGGCGUCACCGGCUUCCAGCUGGCCCAGCAGGACUUCCUGACGGUGGAUCCUGGAGACCCCAAGUACAGCAAGGUGACCUACAUCCUCCUCGACCCGUCCUGCAGUGGCUCAGGUAACUCAGGGGGCUUUGACCACCCACCCCUGG